GAUGAGAAGAUGGCAGCGCGGCUGCUCGCACCACCAGGCCCUGACAGUUUCAAGCCUUUCACCCCCGAGUCACUGGCAAACAUCGAGAGGCGCAUUGCCGAGAGCAAGCUCAAGAAACCGCCAAAGGCCGAGGGCAGCCAUCGUGAAGACGAUGAGGACAGCAAGCCCAAGCCAAACAGUGACCUGGAGGCAGGGAAGAGCCUGCCUUUCAUCUAUGGGGACAUCCCACAAGGCCUGGUCGCGGUUCCCCUGGAGGACUUUGACCCAUACUAUUUGACGCAGAAAACCUUUGUAGUAUUAAACAGAGGGAAAACUCUCUUCAGAUUUAGUGCCACGCCUGCCUUGUACAUUUUAAGUCCUUUUAACCUGAUAAGAAGAAUAGCUAUUAAAAUUUUGAUACAUUCAGUAUUUAGCAUGAUCAUUAUGUGCACUAUUUUGACCAACUGUGUAUUCAUGACUUUUAGUAACCCUCCUGAAUGGUCGAAGAAUGUGGAGUACACAUUCACAGGGAUUUAUACAUUUGAAUCACUAGUGAAAAUCAUUGCGAGAGGUUUCUGCAUAGAUGGCUUUACCUUUUUACGGGAUCCGUGGAACUGGUUGGAUUUCAGUGUCAUCAUGAUGGCAUAUGUGACAGAGUUUGUGGACCUGGGCAAUGUCUCAGCGCUGAGAACAUUCAGGGUUCUCCGAGCUUUGAAAACUAUCUCUGUAAUUCCAGGCCUGAAGACCAUUGUGGGUGCCCUAAUCCAGUCAGUGAAGAAGCUGUCAGAUGUGAUGAUUCUGACAGUGUUCUGCCUGAGUGUUUUUGCUUUGAUUGGACUGCAGCUGUUCAUGGGCAAUCUGCGGAACAAGUGUGUUGUGUGGCCCAUAAACUUCAACGAGAGCUAUCUGGAAAAUGGCACCAAAGGCUUUGAUUGGGAAGAAUAUAUCAACAAUAAAACAAAUUUUUACACAGUUCCUGGCAUGCUGGAACCUUUGCUCUGCGGGAACAGUUCUGAUGCUGGGCAAUGCCCAGAGGGAUACCAGUGUAUGAAAGCGGGAAGGAACCCCAACUACGGUUACACAAGCUUUGACACUUUCAGCUGGGCCUUCUUAGCAUUAUUUCGCCUUAUGACCCAGGACUACUGGGAAAACUUGUAUCAGUUGACCUUACGAGCAGCUGGGAAAACAUACAUGAUAUUCUUCGUCUUGGUCAUCUUUGUGGGUUCUUUCUAUCUCGUGAACUUGAUCUUGGCUGUGGUGGCCAUGGCUUAUGAAGAGCAGAAUCAGGCAACACUGGAGGAGGCAGAGCAGAAAGAGGCUGAAUUCAAAGCAAUGUUGGAGCAACUUAAGAAGCAACAGGAAGAGGCACAGGCCGCUGCCAUGGCCACCUCCGCAGGCACUGUCUCAGAAGAUGCCAUCGAGGAAGAAGGUGAAGAAGGGGCAGGCUCUCCUCGCAGCUCCUCUGAAAUAUCGAAACUCAGUUCCAAGAGUGCCAAAGAAAGGCGUAACAGGAGGAAGAAGAGGAAGCAGAAGGAACUCUCUGAAGGAGAGGAAAAGGGGGAUCCUGAGAAGGUGUUUAAGUCAGAGUCAGAAGAUGGUAUGAGGAGGAAAGGCUUUCGGCUGCCAGACAACAGAAUAGGGAGGAAAUUUUCCAUCAUGAAUCAGUCCCUGCUCAGCAUCCCGGGCUCCCCGUUCCUCUCCCGGCACAACAGCAAAAGCAGCAUCUUCAGCUUCAGGGGGCCCGGGCGCUUCCGCGACCCGGGCUCGGAGAACGAGUUCGCGGACGACGAGCACAGCACGGUGGAGGAGAGCGAGGGCCGCCGGGACUCGCUCUUCAUCCCGAUCCGGGCCCGCGAGCGCCGCAGCAGCUACAGCGGCUACAGCGGCUACAGCCAGGGCAGCCGCUCGUCGCGCAUCUUCCCCAGCCUGCGGCGCAGCGUGAAGCGCAACAGCACGGUCGACUGCAACGGCGUGGUGUCCCUCAUCGGUGGCCCCGGCUCGCACAUCGGCGGGCGGCUCCUGCCAGAGGUGAAAAUAGAUAAGGCAGCUACCGACGACAGUGCUACAACUGAGGUGGAAAUUAAGAAGAAAGGCCCCGGAUCUCUCUUAGUUUCCAUGGACCAACUGGCCUCCUAUGGGCGGAAGGACAGAAUCAAUAGUAUAUUGAGUGUCGUUACAAAUACACUAGUAGAAGAGCUGGAAGAGUCUCAGAGAAAGUGCCCGCCGUGCUGGUAUAAAUUUGCCAAUACUUUCCUCAUCUGGGAGUGUCACCCCUACUGGAUCAAACUGAAAGAGAUUGUGAAUUUGAUCGUUAUGGACCCGUUUGUGGACUUGGCCAUCACCAUCUGCAUUGUCCUGAAUACCCUGUUUAUGGCCAUGGAGCACCAUCCCAUGACACCACAGUUUGAGCACGUCUUGGCUGUAGGAAAUCUGGUUUUCACUGGAAUUUUCACAGCGGAAAUGUUCCUGAAGCUCAUAGCCAUGGAUCCCUACUAUUAUUUCCAAGAAGGUUGGAACAUUUUUGACGGAUUUAUUGUCUCCCUCAGUUUAAUGGAACUGGGUCUAGCAGACGUGGAGGGGCUUUCGGUGCUGCGAUCUUUCCGAUUGCUCCGAGUCUUCAAAUUGGCCAAAUCCUGGCCCACCCUGAACAUGCUGAUCAAGAUUAUUGGAAAUUCAGUGGGUGCCCUGGGCAACCUGACCCUGGUGCUGGCCAUUAUUGUCUUCAUCUUUGCCGUGGUGGGCAUGCAACUCUUUGGAAAGAGCUACAAAGAGUGCGUCUGCAAGAUCAACCAGGACUGUGAACUCCCUCGCUGGCACAUGAAUGACUUUUUCCAUUCCUUCCUCAUUGUCUUUCGAGUGUUGUGCGGGGAGUGGAUUGAGACCAUGUGGGACUGCAUGGAAGUGGCAGGCCAGGCCAUGUGCCUCAUCGUCUUCAUGAUGGUCAUGGUUAUUGGCAACUUGGUGGUGCUGAACCUGUUUCUGGCCUUGCUUCUGAGCUCCUUCAGUGCAGACAAUCUGGCAGCCACGGACGACGAUGGAGAAAUGAACAACCUACAAAUCUCAGUCAUCCGGAUCAAGAAGGGGGUGGCCUGGGCCAAACUGAAAGUGCACGCCUUCAUGCAGGCCCACUUUAAGCAGCGUGAGGCCGAUGAAGUGAAGCCCCUGGACGAGCUCUAUGAAAAGAAGGCCAACUGCAUCGCCAACCACACCGGUGCAGACAUCCACCGGAACGGUGACUUCCAGAAGAAUGGCAACGGCACGACCAGUGGCAUUGGCAGCAGCGUGGAGAAGUAUAUCAUCGACGAGGACCACAUGUCCUUCAUCAACAAUCCCAACUUGACCGUACGGGUGCCCAUUGCUGUAGGCGAGUCUGAUUUUGAGAACCUCAACACAGAGGAUGUUAGCAGCGAGUCGGAUCCUGAAGGCAGCAAAGAUAAACUGGAUGACACUAGCUCCUCUGAAGGAAGCACCAUCGAUAUCAAACCCGAAGUAGAAGAAGUCCCAGUGGAACAGCCCGAGGAGUACUUGGACCCAGAUGCCUGCUUCACAGAAGGCUGUGUCCAGCGAUUCAAGUGCUGCCAGGUCAACAUCGAAGAAGGGCUUGGCAAGUCUUGGUGGAUCCUGAGGAAGACCUGUUUCCUCAUUGUGGAGCACAACUGGUUUGAGACCUUCAUCAUUUUCAUGAUUCUGCUCAGCAGUGGCGCCCUGGCCUUCGAGGACAUUUACAUCGAGCAGAGAAAGACCAUCCGUACCAUCCUGGAAUACGCCGACAAAGUCUUCACCUACAUCUUCAUCCUGGAGAUGUUGCUCAAGUGGACAGCCUACGGCUUCGUCAAGUUCUUCACCAACGCCUGGUGCUGGCUGGACUUCCUCAUUGUGGCUGUCUCUUUAGUCAGCCUUAUAGCUAAUGCCCUGGGCUACUCGGAACUAGGUGCCAUAAAGUCCCUUAGGACCCUAAGAGCUUUGAGACCCUUAAGAGCCUUAUCACGAUUUGAAGGGAUGAGGGUGGUGGUGAAUGCCUUGGUGGGCGCCAUCCCCUCCAUCAUGAAUGUGCUGCUGGUGUGUCUCAUCUUCUGGCUGAUUUUCAGCAUCAUGGGAGUUAACCUGUUUGCGGGGAAGUACCACUACUGCUUUAAUGAGACCUCUGAAAUCCGAUUUGAAAUUGAAGAUGUCAACAAUAAAACUGAGUGCGAAAAGCUCAUGGAGGGGAACAACACAGAAAUCAGGUGGAAGAAUGUGAAGAUCAACUUUGACAACGUCGGUGCAGGCUACCUGGCACUUCUUCAAGUGGCAACCUUCAAAGGCUGGAUGGACAUCAUGUAUGCAGCUGUAGAUUCCCGAAAGCCCGACGAGCAGCCUAAGUAUGAGGACAACAUCUACAUGUACAUCUACUUUGUCAUCUUCAUCAUCUUCGGCUCCUUCUUCACCCUGAACUUGUUCAUUGGUGUCAUCAUUGAUAACUUCAAUCAACAAAAGAAAAAGUUUGGAGGUCAGGACAUCUUCAUGACAGAAGAACAGAAGAAGUACUAUAAUGCCAUGAAAAAGCUGGGCUCAAAGAAACCACAGAAACCCAUUCCCCGCCCCCUGAACAAAAUCCAAGGCAUCAUCUUUGACUUUGUCACUCAACAAGCCUUUGAUAUCGUUAUCAUGAUGCUCAUCUGCCUUAACAUGGUGACCAUGAUGGUGGAGACAGAUACGCAGAGCAAGCAGAUGGAAAACAUUCUCUACUGGAUUAACCUGGUCUUUGUCAUCUUCUUCACCUGUGAGUGUGUGCUCAAAAUGUUUGCCUUGAGACACUACUACUUCACCAUUGGCUGGAACAUCUUUGACUUCGUGGUAGUCAUCCUCUCCAUUGUGGGAAUGUUCCUGGCUGAUAUAAUUGAGAAAUACUUUGUUUCCCCAACCCUAUUCCGAGUCAUCCGAUUGGCCCGUAUCGGGCGCAUCUUGCGUCUGAUCAAAGGUGCCAAAGGGAUUCGGACCCUGCUCUUUGCCUUAAUGAUGUCCUUGCCUGCUCUGUUCAACAUUGGCCUUCUGCUCUUCCUGGUCAUGUUCAUCUUCUCCAUCUUCGGGAUGUCCAAUUUCGCGUAUGUAAAGCACGAGGCUGGCAUCGACGACAUGUUCAACUUUGAGACCUUUGGCAAUAGCAUGAUCUGCCUGUUUCAGAUCACAACCUCAGCUGGCUGGGACGGCCUGCUGCUGCCCAUCCUGAACCGCCCCCCUGACUGCAGUCUGGAUAAGGAGCACCCAGGGAGUGGCUUCAAGGGCGACUGCGGGAACCCCUCCGUGGGCAUCUUCUUCUUCGUAAGCUACAUCAUCAUCUCCUUCCUGAUCGUUGUGAACAUGUACAUUGCCAUCAUCUUGGAGAACUUCAGUGUAGCCACAGAGGAAAGUGCUGACCCUCUGAGUGAGGAUGACUUUGAGACCUUCUACGAGAUCUGGGAGAAGUUUGACCCCGAUGCCACCCAGUUCAUUGAGUACUGUAAGCUGGCAGACUUUGCAGAUGCCUUGGAGCACCCUCUCCGAGUGCCCAAGCCCAACACCAUCGAGCUCAUUGCCAUGGACCUGCCCAUGGUCAGCGGGGACCGCAUCCACUGCUUGGACAUCCUUUUUGCCUUCACCAAGCGGGUCCUGGGAGACAGCGGGGAGCUGGACAUCCUCCGCCAGCAGAUGGAGGAGCGGUUCGUGGCGUCCAACCCUUCCAAAGUGUCUUACGAGCCCAUCACGACCACACUGAGACGCAAGCAGGAGGAGGUGUCGGCCGUGGUCCUGCAGCGCGCCUACCGGGGACAUUUAGCGAGGCGGGGUUUCAUUUGCAAAAAGACCACUUCCAAUAAGCUGGAGAACGGAGGCACGCACCGGGAGAAAAAGGAGAGCACCCCGUCCACAGCCUCCCUCCCGUCCUACGACAGUGUAACUAAACCUGAGAAGGAAAAACAGCAACGGGCAGAGGAAGGAAGAAGGGAAAGGGCCAAAAGACAAAAAGAGGUCAGAGAAUCCAAGUGUUAGAGGAAAGCAAAAAUUAAAUAUUGUACAGAUGUAAAACUUGCAAGUGAAAGAUUGUUUACAAACUUCCUGAAUCUUCUCAAUGCAGAACAGCUGUGGAGACACUUGAACUGAAGAUCUAUACCAAACGUAGUCUGCUUACCAUGUAACACGGUUGCAUCUUGAGCAGUGACCUGCCAAGGGCCAAGGACCCUGCUCCCCGGACUCACAGAUUUUCUAACGCUUGGGCAGGUGGUUACUGCAUGUUCCACAUCAGUCAAUGCAACUUAGGACAAAACCAACAGGAUACAAAAACCAGAGGAGAGGCUGCCGGGACCAGCAGAUUUCCGUUGCAGCCAAAGGGAUUUUAUUUUUUCAUUUUGGUGAUUCUCAGAAGCAGAAAGCAUCACUUUAAAAGUUUGUUUGUCCAUGAAAACUGUAUUUGCAUUCUUACAUUAGUUAAGCUAAGCAGCAAAAAGAAAACACACACACAGACACACAGACACACACACACACACUCACAUCUAGCCCGUGGCAUUCAACUGUCAGUUUCUUUGACAUAAACCGCAUCUUCUCCACAUGGGCUUCACGUGGUUUGGAGAUGGGUGGGGGAAACAAUCAGGUUUCUUCAGGCUGAGGAGGACUUGCUCAGGCCAAUUCCAAACAUUGUGCUCGUUCAAUGCGUAGAAAUGAUUUGCAUGAUGGCAUGCCGUGAUCAGAAGUCAUGCAUGAGAACCAUACACCACAGGACACUACUAAUCCUGUCCCCUGCCCUGGGUCAGCCUUCAGAAGGGACCCAGCCCUGCACCGUUCACUGUAUUUGGAGAAAAAAAAAAAAAUGGUAAGAGUUCCACACCCGCUGCAAAUCCUUAUGAAUUCUUAGAAGUCUUUCAUACACCUUCUGGGUAGGGAAACAUAAGCGACCAAUUGACCACCACCACCAAAAAACAAACCCAGUCCAACAAGCAGACGGAUCCGUUGUGUGUGUAUGUUUAACAGACGUCUCUAACAUACAGCCAUUGUUGCACAUUUCAAAAGAUGAACUAUUUAAAUGCUGCUCUGUGUCCCUCCAUGGGGAAACUUUGAUCUCGAAUGGCUUGUAUUAGUAAUGUCACUGUAAAACCAAAUCCUAGGGCUAAAAACAAAAAAAUCCAAAAAAAAAAGUUCAUUUGUAUUGCAAUAUUUAUGAUGAUUGUUUAGCCUUCAUACUGGAGAACUGACACUUACUUGGGGCAGAGAUAAAAGUGCUACUCAAAGUGGCACAUUAUCUCUAGGGGGCAAUUUGGGGAACUGAAAAACUUUCAUGGGGGUUUGGGGUGCUCACUUCAUUCAGUGUCCUGUCCUUCUGCACUGUGGCUUUCUCGGGCUCGGGUCCCGCUGGAGAGGGGUGCAGAUCUUCCCGACGGGCCUCCCCACUCUACAGAGGGCUUGUCGCGAGCUCACACACUGCAUGGUUCCUCUUGCCUCCAUCUCAUUUUUGCACCAAGCGGGGCUUUCCUUACCUACAGUGCUGGGUGAGGGCAGCAGCCCUGGGGGCUGUGGCGGUGGUUUCUUCCGUGCAUUAUAGAGUAGUCACUGGUGGGAUCUGAGGGAGAGAUGGAGCCGCCUCUGAACCAAGCCCACUUGGUUUCUUUAUUGCACUGAUUCUCAUGAGACAGCGAUUUAAUGUGAAUUCUUUAGACAUCCCAGCUUCCCCCCCACCCCCUCACGCCGGCCCCUGCACAGUUCCCUCUCCGCCAGUUGUGCCAUCUGCUUAGCGACCUGCCCAUUGUCCUUGGAGGGUGGCUUUGCGGGGAGCACAGUGUCUUCCAUUCCAUCUCCCGCUUUAGGGAAAACAGUUUUUAGUCCAGGGGUCUCUCCUCUGAUGACUAGCACUCACAGCCACGAGGCUGCACUUGAAUGUCAGGAAGUCCUCACAGAGAACGAGGAGACUUGAGCAAGCAAACCAAAUCAAAACAAAUUCUUCCCGAACCAUAAAACCGAGGGGGACUGAAAGCACCCUGUAAUCAGACACGCCCGUCUGCCUUGCCGUAGAAGCACUCUGGUGCGAUUGUACCAACCACCUGACUAGUUUUGCAUAGAACAAACCACAGCCAGCCGAAGCAGAGCUUUCUCUCUUGUCGAACCGUUAGAAACUCUGCCCGGCUCUCAUCAGCCUGCUUCUGUGGCCUCCUCCGUAGGACUUUUGUACUAUCCCCCAACACCAGGCUGGAAAAGCAUUUCUCUCAGUGACCCUGCUAACUGCUAGGACGAAUGUAUGGUAACAUGUACAGGCUACAUCGUAAACAGCACAAAACAGAAGCUGACAUGUGUGGCUCUUCUUUUUAAGAGAAUUAUAAAUACUGU
This is a messenger RNA of Enhydra lutris kenyoni (northern sea otter), 8307 nucleotides long. RefSeq names its product sodium voltage-gated channel alpha subunit 8. Gene Ontology annotation, molecular function: protein binding; voltage-gated sodium channel activity. The coding region runs from base 10 to 5985 and encodes 1991 amino acids. Gene Ontology annotation, cellular component: axon; plasma membrane; voltage-gated sodium channel complex. The record is from RefSeq and is a predicted model, not a curated record. The transcript has 26 exons. Lineage: Eukaryota; Metazoa; Chordata; Mammalia; Carnivora; Mustelidae. Gene Ontology annotation, biological process: sodium ion transmembrane transport; membrane depolarization during action potential; neuronal action potential.